GUUUCUUUGUAUUUUUAUAACUAUCCAAGUCUGGUCUGGUCUGGUCUGGUCUGAACUGGUCUGGUCUGGUCUGGACUGGUCUGGUCUGGUCUGGUCUGGGACAAAUUACAGUCCAAGUAAAAACAUCCUAUAUCUUUUAGAAAGGGCAGGUGGGGCGCUAUUCUACCGACCCAGGCACAGGCCGUUCGUGUCGGCCACUUCCCGCCGGUGGAGACGGCGGUCGCAGCAGAGCAAGGGCGGCCCGAAAGCUUAUAUCCGGCGGAAGCUCGACCGAACUACUGAACAUACUUAUUCUGAGCUCGAAAAACCACCAUUAAUGGCGGAAUCAUGAAGCUCUCCACCGGUAUAUCCCACAGGUCGCGUCGGCCGAGUCGGCCGAGUCAUGGAAGCUCGAACGGCGAUCGACCAGGUGGGGGAGUAAUCAGCGGUUGACCGGCGAUGACGACGGCGGUGUGGUGAUGCUCUGGCGGCGGAGUUGCUCCGGUGAACAGGAGCGAGGCGCGAACCUGCGACCGUCGCCCAGUCACGCUGUAGAUGACGAGCAGCUAGGAGAGCCCGGAACUGGUUUCCUCAGGUUGCUGGUCCACCGGACCGAUCCACGUCCAUAGUUGCCUUCCCCGACCAACAGAGCUUUGCACCGGAAUUCCUCUUCUUCUCCGAUCUAGAACUCCUCAGAAUUCUUCUUUCCAGGAUAUCUUUUUCUUCUUUUUUGUUGAAAUCGGUCCUUCUCAUAUGAAAAAACUCAAGAACGGUAGAACACACGAAUCUUUUUGGACAGAUUCCCACAGACGGCGCCAGUGUUGAGUUUAAUCCAACACGAUAUAGUAAAUAUAUGUAUGAACACUCAGUUUUUACGUGGAAACCCGAAAGGGAGAAAACCACGGGACUUUUUAGGCUAAUGUCCAAGCCCUCUCUUUCUCAUUAGGACUCUCCUCACCAUUACAUUGUACAAGCUCCCAUUAAUGGAGUAUUGAGCUAAGUCUAAAAGAAUGAGGGAGGUGGAGCUAAAAAAGGAUCCUUUACAUGGAGGGAAAACCUCAUAUUUAUAGGGGAAAGGGGAAGGGUGCUCUCCACCCUAAUGGGCCAAAUACGGGCCUACUGGGCCAAGGUGGGCCGGAUGGCCAGAAUGGGCCGAAACGGGCCUUUCGGACGGGCUCCGUACUAUAUCAAGUCUUGGGCUCCGGAACAGUAAUAGGCCGGGAUAAUAUAUCCCAACAAUUGGAAAAAAAAUUAUGACGAAAUAAUAUUAUAAACUUGUCCCUAAGCCUACUUUCCUUGUACUGUUCUGGGCCCCUAAAAUAUCAUGACCGGGCCUAUGGUGAUGUUGGGAUAUUGGGUCCAGGCCCAAUAUCCCUAGGCCCAAAGCCGGGAAGAAGCAGCAAGCCCAAAGAACUCCCGAACGGCAUUCGGGAUAAAACUUAUACUUGGAACAUUCUGGGUAACGAUUAUGCCAAGGUAUCAAGGCCCAAAUAUCGAUCGGCGUUCGGGAUACUUCAAGUAGAAAUUGUCACCUAUGGCGGGGUCCCACACACCGAACACCUUGCCCGAACGGGCAGUCAGCAAGUGGAGGCCGCAUUUAAUGCUGGAUCAUGACAGUUGCAAGUGGGGGCAUGAGUGCUUACAUGGCAGAGGCGAUGGCCUACCAGAUUCGACCACGUGUCCACCUUACCCAUCCCCAUCUUAGUAUAAAUAUCCAUGUUUAGAUCAUUGUAAGGGGUUAGCAUUUUAAUACUCAGAGCUUAGCAAUAGAUUUACAUCUCCUAUCCUUGUAAUCUCAUAUCCAUCUACCGUUCGGGUAGUCUCAGUGUAAUCACAUAUUUAUCGAAUAUCAGUAAGCUUCUGAGUUGAGCAAAUAUCUCACUGUUUUAUAUUUUAUACACAUUUUAAUCCAACCCUACAUACCUACAAUAUCCGAGGCUUGUGUUGGGCUUUCGGGUCUUCGGGUAUAAACCUCAACAUUGGCGCCGUCUGUGGGAAACGAACUAAAAGUUCAAGGAAAACAGCUGAGCUAAGCACCAUUUUUUGAAAUGGCUAGGCUUCAUACCGCUACACCGAGUUCUGCAUCCAGAGGACGAGGAGGCCACGGAUCCUCUGAGGGAUGGUCCAGGCAAGGACACGCCAGUGGCAGUGCCACCCGGGAGUUCGAGCAAAUCAUCCCCCAGGAUGUGAGGAUGAACCCUCAGUUGAUGAGGGAUAUGGCGGAGGCCAUGCAACGCAUGGCGGACGAACAGGAACGGGGCUACACGGAUGAAACUCAUGAGCCACCAUCCCCGUUGCGUCCCAUGCCAUCUUUUGACGAAGAGGAGGACGUCGAGACUACGAUGGCCUCAGUUCAUUCCGAGGAACGCCGCAGGAACCACUGGAGGGCCCAUACCCCCAGACGAGGAGCACCAACCAGCCGAACCCCGUCCGCCCCUCGAAACGGACACAGGGAACCUACCCCCAUGAUAGAUCCCGUUGGACAAAACUUCCAAUAUAUCCAGAGGGAUGGGGAACGCUUCAUCCGGAGGAGGGCUAACAUAGCUGCUCCUCCCCAGAACAGAGUACCGGAAUGUGUGGAUGCUCGGAUACCACACACUCCCCGAACGGCCCAAGACGACGAAAUGGCCGAAAUGAGGAGACAGAUGACUGAGCUCAGAGAGCAGGUCAAUCGGGCGCCCCAACAAACCCCGCCAGCACGGGUUGGGAUCACCUCUCCCUUUACUAGGGAAAUCAUGAACGCCGAAAUCCUGAAGGACUGCCGUCCCUCGACCGGCUUAGCAUACGAUGGGGUGGGAGAUCCCCACGUACACCUGAGGAGUUACCAGGGUGGCCUCAUGCUAUUGGGGGCCACCGACGCGGCAAUAUGCAGGCUGUUCUUCAGUACCCUUCGGGGACCAGCCCAGGAAUGGUUCGGAACAUUACAACCCGGGUCGAUCGGGAGCUUUGCGGAGCUAUCCACCUUGUUCUUGGCUCAGUUCGCCUCCAGCACAACCCCGAAAUUACAUUUCGGGUAUCUAACCAGUGUGAGGCAAGGGCCUAGAGAAUCAAUCUCCGGAUUCCUCACCAGGUGGAGGACCGAAACCCUGAAGGUGACCGGCAUGACAGAUGAGACGGCCAUCCUUCUUUUCACCGAUGCCCUUCAGACGGGGGAUUUAUACAGGGAGCUGAAGAGGAAUCCGGGGACCAGCUACCCAGACAUCCUGGAAAGGGCCAGGAACUAUGCGGCCCUGGAAGAAGAGAUCAGGAUAAGGGACCGAACGGCCCCGCAACCUCCCACUUCAAGACUGGCAGAACGUCUGGGACCCACACCAGCGACUGCAGCACCUCAUCGAAGGACUCCACGCUUCACCCCCCUGGUCAUGUCUAUAGCCGGUGUUUUCCAUUUGGAACACAACGCUAUUCCUCCCCCUACUGACACAAGGCCCGUGAUGGGACCUACCCCGAGCUCUUACUGCAGAUACCACCAGCGCAAUGGGCACCUCACGAAGGAUUGCCACGCCUUACAUGUGGCAAUUGAGGACCUGAUCCAAAAGGGAUACCUGAGGAAGUAUGUCAGCACCAACCUGAACGGCCCUUCCCCCAACCAGCGCCCUCCCCGAUCCAAUAGCUGGAAGCGGGAUGCCCAGCGGGAUGCAGAGCCCAGUAAUGAUUCAUACCUUCCCCCUAUAGAAGAGGCUGAGGGGUCUGGGAAUCCGGGAAAAAAGCCACGAUUGGAGGUGAAAGUCAUCUUUGGCGGGGGAGAGACCGGGGAUACGGCCGCCGAACGUAAGAAAUUUGAGCGCAGCCUCUAUGUCGCCACUGUAGCUGCACCUCCCACAAAGAAGGGCCGCCUAGAGCCAAUCACGUUCGGGGUGGCUGAUUUACCCAACUCACCAAGUCCGCACAGGGACGAGCUAGUGGUGAGUAUGUGUAUAGACAACGCCUUGAUCCACCGAGUUCUGGUGGACACGGGAAGUAGUGUGAACGUGCUGUAUUUACGCACGUUGGAGAAGAUGAAGCUAAAGAAGGACCAGCUGACCAAGCUGAAAACACCGCUGGCUAGCUUCACCGGCAAUGUAAUAGAGGCUGAGGGCACCAUCCAGCUUCUGGUGGAAAUUGGUGAUGAAAUUCACCGAGCGGCAGUCCGAAUGACGUUUGUGGUGGUGGAUAUUGCAUGUGCCCACAACGCCAUUUUGGGCCGUCCGGGGCUAGAAGAUUUGGAGGCAAUUGCCUCUGUUCGACACUCAUGCAUCAAAUUCCCGACUGACACUGGUGUAGGAGUGGCUCGAACAGAUCCUGCCAUAGCCCGAACGUGCUACCGGGAAGCUUUGAAACAAAUGACCACCCGGGGACAGCGGGGUAAACAGCAUUGAGGUACAGACCCGGCGUACGGAGUUCGAGGGACGCCCCGAGCCAGCCACCCUCCUAGAAUACAUCGAGCUUGAUUCCCCUCCCGAUCGUAAGAUUGCGAUCGGGGUGGACCUUGAAGGGGGAAUCAGGGAGGGGGUGAUCGCUGUCCUCAAGAGAUUCCAGGUCCUAUUUGCCCGAGGACCCGAAGAUAUGCCGGGAAUUGAUCCGGCCCUCAUCUGCCACAAGUUGGCCGUUCGGCCUGAUGCCAGGCCAGUCCAACAGAAGAAGAGAUAUCAGGCGGCCGAACGGCGGGAAUUCACAAAGCAGGAGGUAGCCACCUUACUGAGAAUCAGGCACAUUAGACCAGUCAUCCAUGUCGAAUGGUUGGCUAAUGUGGUCCUUGCUCCAAAAGGAUCUACUUGGAGAAUGUGUGUGGACUACUCCGAUCUGAACAAAGCCUGCCCCAUGGACCCCUAUCCGGUCCCACGAAUAGACCUGCUGGUGGACGAAACGGCAGGAUGUGAACUGCUGAGCUUUAUGGAUGCCUUCCGGGGUUAUCACCAAAUCUUCAUGCACCCAGAUGAUGCAGAAAAAACUGCGUUCGUCACCUCGGACGGCGUGUUCUGUUAUAUCGUCAUGCCGUUCGGGUUGAAGAAUGCAAUGGCCACUUUUCAAAGAAUGAUCGGCAUACUCUUCAAAGAGGUACUGGGGGUAACCAUGGAGGCAUAUGUGGAUGACAUCCUAAUCAAGAGCAGGAAGAAGGAGGAUCAUGUCCGGGAUAUGGAAAGAGUCUUCGGGAUCAUGCAGAAGGCCAACAUGAGACUGAAUCCAAAAAAGUGCGCCUUCGCAGUCAAGGGGGGCAAAUUUUUGGGUUAUAUGAUGAGUGAGCGGGGAAUUGAGCCUAAUCCUGAGAAAGUGAAAGCAAUCAUGGACAUGGAGGCACCGCGGAACUUGAAAGAAGUUCAGAAGUUGACUGGAAGAUUAGCGGCUUUGAGCCGAUUCAUGGCUAAGCUGGCCGAUCGUGCCAUCCCAUUUUUCCAAAUAAUGAAAAAGGCCAACCCGUUCGAAUGGACAGCAGAAUGUCAGGCAGCUUUUGAAGAGUUCAAAUUGUACCUGUCUUCCCCCCUGGUCUUAGCUAAAGCAGACCCAGGGGAACAUCUCUACAUGUAUCUGGCUGUGGCUGAUCUGGCGGUCAGCUCUGUUUUGUUAAAGGAAGAUGAGGGUGUCCAGCGCCCUAUUUACUUUGUGAGCAAAGCCCUGAACGGGCCAGAAACCAGGUACACCCUAAUGGAAAAAACCAUUUUAGCAUUGAUUGCUACCAUCAAGCGACUGGCGCCCUAUUUCCAAGCACACCCAGUCACCAUCUACACCACCCAGCCCCUGGCCACCAUUCUGAGAAAUCCCAUGGCAAGUGGGCGUAUCACCAAGUGGUCCCUCCUGAUCGGGCAGUAUGAAAUAGACUUCAAGCCUCGCCCCACGAUCAAGGGACAGGCUUUGGCUGACUUCAUUGCCGAAUGCACUGCCAGAUCAACUGAAGAAGGAGCGGACGGAGGAGUACAUGACCAGUGGUGGGAAAUGUAUGUGGAUGGAGCAUCCAGUAACAAAGGCUGUGGUGGGGGUGCUGUGAUCACAUGCCCCGAGGGAUUCAAGGCAUACUACUCCGUACAGUUUGACUUCAAGGUAACCAACAAUGAGGCCGAGUAUGAGGCCCUUAUUGCUGGUUUAAAGUAUGCCAAGGCCCUGGGGGCCAGCAGAUUAAAGGUUCGUUCGGAUAGUCAGCUGGUGGUAAGCCAGAUUAAUGGAUCUGCCGAGGUUAGGGAAGAACGGCUAAAAGCCUACAAGGAACUGGUUGAGGAAGAAAUCGGCAGGUUCGAACAGGUGGUGAUUGACCAGAUUCCCAGAAUCGAAAACAGUGAGGCAGACAUCCUAUCCAAACUGGAAUGCGCCGUUCGGGAUGAUCAUGCCCCGGGCAUCCCUGCACACAUCCAGAAGUUCGCACAGAAAGAAAUACUGACCACACCAGCAACAAUGGUUGUGCGGGUAGAUGCCGUGUCCUAUGCCGUUCCAAGCUGGGUCACUGACUUGACAAAUUACCUAAAGGACGGGACUUUGCCGAACGAUAAAAAUGACGUAUACAACCUCACUUGUAUACAAAGAAGGGCCCCAAUGUUCGAACUAGUGGACGGACAGCUGUACAAAAAGACGUUCGGGGGGCCAUAUCUGAAAUGCCUUCCACCCGAUCAGGCAGCCGCUGUGAUGGAAGAAAUUCACGAAGGUAUCUGCUCCAGCCAUCAGGGGCCAAAAACCCUGGCUAGGAAAAUCAUCCUGCAGGGUUACUAUUGGCCAACUAUUCAGCAGGACUGUUUUGGGCACACAAAGAAGUGCAAAAUAUGUCAGCUCUACGCACCAGUACCUGGGCGGCCCGCGACCUUUUACACUCCAAUGACCAUAUCAUUACCGUUCGCUAGAUGGGGGAUCGACUUGCUAGGGCCCCUACCUACUGCGACCGGAGGAAGGAAGUACAUCAUAGUAGGGAUUGACUACUUCACCAAAUGGGUGGAAGCCGAACCCCUGGCCAGUAUCACGGAGUUUCAAUGUCAACGUUUUGUUUGGCAGAAUAUUAUAUGCAGAUUCGGGCUGCCCGAGCAGGUCAUCACGGAUAAUGGACGACAGUUUGUGAGCAAGAACUUCGAGGAAUUCCUCACUAGAUGGGGAAUCAAGCAUUCAAGGGCUUCCGUAGCAUAUCCGCAGGCGAACGGGCAGGUAGAGAACAUGAACAGAACCAUCAUGGAUGGUAUAAAAAAGAAGCUCGAAGAUUACGCAUCAACCUGGCCCGAACAGUUAAACUACGUCUUGUGGACAUACAGGACAACUCCCCGAACAGCAACCGGAGAGACACCGUUCGCCCUCUCUUAUGGAUUUCAGGCUAAGGUCCCAACUGAGGUCUUGGUGCCCACUCACAGAACCAUCCACUAUGAUCCUGAGCAGAAUGAGGACAAUCUGCGUGUGGAACUCCACUUCAUAGAAGAAAGAAGGGAUCUCUCAGCUCUACGAAUGGAGGAAUAUCACCGGGCAACUAAGAGGUAUGUGGAUAAACAGGCUAAAAUCCGUUCGAUCGAAGUCGGAGACCUUGUCCUGAGGAAUAGAGAAAAAAGCAAACCGCUAGAGGGCGGGAAGAUGUCAAAGAAUUAGGAGGGACCAUACAGAAUCUGGAAAAAAUACCGGACGGGGACCUUUUCACUACAGGAUACCGAAGGCCGUCCGGCAGGGAUAUGGAACGCUACGCAUUUGCGAAAAUUUUAUCAAUAAAAAACGGCUGUUGCCACCUCUGAAAAAAAAAAAAAAAAAAAAAAAAAAAAAAAAAAAAGAGUGUUCGGGAAGCAAGUCAUUCGGAAACAGAUCAAUCUUUAUUCUUCGGCACUACUGACCGGGAAUUAUACAUGAGAAAAAGAAAAGGAGAUUACAACAGAGAUAACUAAGCUACGGGAGGAUCCUUGUUCGGCACGGCAUCCGAGUCCGGGGGAUUGGCUGAAUCUUUAGCCUUCUGCCUCUUCUCCAUCACCCGUUGAUAAGCACGGCAGAAUAAGGGGUCGAAACCUUCCUCCUUGGGGUCGAAGGGUUCAUCGAAUGAUUCCUUGAUCACUUCCAGAUUCCGGUCGACCAGCAUAUCCUGGCACUUAACAAGUGUGUCCCUUGCUAGGGCAUUGGCGAAGGCUGUCCCGGACGGGGUCUCAUCCAGGAGCUGGAGGCCGUCACGAAGAGGAUCCUUACUCUUCUUCAAGAACUCCCCAAGAUGCUUCCCAAGGAACUCCCGGGCAGUCUCCUCCAGGGCUACGUUCAAACCUUUACCUCUUUGGAAAUCAAUCACUGCCUGCUGAGUGAUUUUAGAAAUAUCGGCCUGAACGGGUGCUGCUGGCUGUCCGCCCUCUUUAGGCUGGGUCUUUUUAAACUUAACACCAGCAGCUUCGGCAGCAGCAAUCUUGUCCUUCAGCGCCCGGAUCUCCCGAUCGCGACGCUGGAGCCUCUGCUCCAAUUCGGCCAAUUCAGCCCUGGCCUUGUCACCCUUGUUGGCCCGAUCUUGGAGAUCUGCAGCCAUUUUCCUAGCAGCAGCCAAAAGGGUUUGGCUCUCGUCCAGCUCCUGAUGAAGGAGGGUCAUCUCCCGCUCAGCUGCUAGGAAGGCCCGGUGAUAGUAUGUACCGGCCUGUGGAAAAAGAAACAGCAGUAAGAACAAGUUCAAAAAAAAAAAAAAAAAAAAAAAAAAAAAAUUAUAAAAAGAAAGAACUGAACGGUCAAAAGCAUACCUUAAGGGACUCAGCAUGGCCUGCUUCGACCAAAUCAGACCAAUGGGUCAAGUUGGUGAAGCCCUCGCCAGCUUUCAAAGAAGUGCUGCACCACAUGGAGGAUGCAGUCUGCCCGAACAGCGUCCGGCAUUCAGCUCGGGGACCCAUGGCAGAAAACUCCACCGUCAACCGAUCGGGGAUCGGGAGACUACCUGAAGGUUUGCCUCCCCUAUCGCCCAGCUUCCUUGAAGGGGAGGGGACCAUGGGCAUCCUUUCCACAGAAGGAUCCGUCAGGUCAAUAACCUGGUCAAUCGGGACCAAGGCGCCGCUGCUUUCGAUUCUCGGCCGCUUGUUUACUGGCCCAGAUUCCCGGCCAGCCAAAGAACCUGACUGAAUAGCCUUCUCCUUUCCCUUGCUAACUAUGGCGGUGGAGGAAGGAGUAGGAGCAGGACGCUUUAUGGAGACGGGGGGAAUCACACCUACAGGAAAGAACAAAGAAAAAUGAACAAGAGGUUGAAAGAUACACCGAACGAACAAAGUAAGGGAAGAAACAUACCAAUGCCAGCAGCUAGCAUCUUAGCAGGAGUCAAAAAGGACCGUAGGUUCUUGGAACCGGCCAGACGGAGCCUUUCGUACUGACAGACAAUAUCUGCGUCCACCUUUGGGGAGGCAUCCUGAACGGGGUAGGUGUUCCACCGAUCAGGAAAAGGAAGCGGCGACCCCACAUGAACGAACAAAAAUCGUUCCUCCCAUUUCCCCGGCGGGGUGGGGUUGUCGGUGAAGAGCGAACGGCCAGGGCGGGCGACAAGCCGCAGGUACCCGGUGGUCCAAUAGGGCUGGACGCCGUAGCAGUGCAAAAAGAGGUCGGCGCUAGGGGCAAUCCCCAACUCAUGGCACCAGACGAUAAAACCGUUCAGGAUCCUAUAAGUGCUAGGCACGAACUGUGCUGGCAGUACUGAGACCCGGCGAAGGAACUCCGCAAUAAAAGGGUGCAACGGGAACCGUAGACCGGCGAUCAGCGCGUCCAUGUGAACCAGCACACAUCCCGGACGAUGCCGCAUGGGAUGCUUAAUAUACCCCGCAUAAAACUGACGGGGUGGCGGUAGUAAUUGGCGGAGUGUCUGUUCUGCAUCAGCAGGAAGGCGUUGACGUUGCUUCCUGAUGCAGUGGAAGUUCAAACUAUAACGGGGGGGCCGUUCAGGCAUGCCCUUGUUAUAGAUGGCUAGGUCAUCUCCCGACUGACAUCCAUCAUCAGGGAGGGGCUGUUCGGGAUGAAGUGAGGCAGAAGACCCGUUAGAACCCGACGAUCGGGUAGAUGUGCCUUGAUCUUUGGGGUGAGCUUUUCCCCUCGAAUGGCGAAUCAGAGUGGACACCAUCUCUUCGGAAUCUGACGAACCAGAAAAGGCAGAUAUAAAAUAACAGAGAAGAUUCUAGAGAGAGAAAGCUUGAAGGAAUUCAGAAGCAGCAGAAAAAACUGAAACAAAGUAGCUGCGUCCUUAUAUAAGGAAAAGCUACCGCCAGGAAUUCGAAUGAGUAAUAGACACGUGUCAAGACGGUUGGGAGAAGUUAAAG
Messenger RNA from Cuscuta epithymum, 10163 nucleotides. The record is from the annotation of a GenBank genome assembly. NCBI's taxonomy places the organism in Eukaryota, Viridiplantae, Streptophyta, Magnoliopsida, Solanales, Convolvulaceae.